GGAGCGACAGGUCUCGGACCCUCAGGCGGAGCGGGCGGGCGCCUGACCCCCAGGCGGAGCGACAGGUCUCGGGCCCUUAGGCGGAACGACAGGUCUCGAGCCCUUAGGCGGAACGACAGGUCUCAGGCCCCCAGGCGGGGCGGCGGGCACCGAGUCACCAGGCACAACCGUGGGCUCCGAGUCAACUGGGAUGACCGCUGGCACUGGGUCAGACAUUGGAUCGUCUGGCUGGACAGCGGGCACUGGGUCACCAGGCAUCAGGUCAUUUGGCUCGACAGCGGGCACCGCGUCAUCUGGCAAGGCAGUGGGCUCCGAGUCAACAGGCACGACAGUGAGCACCGGGUCAUCAGGUACCGGAUUGUCUGGCUCGACAGCGGGCAUCGGGUCACUAGGCAUCAGGUCAUUUGGCUCGACAGCGGGCACCGCGUCAUCUGGCAAGGCAGUGGGCUCCGAGUCAACAGGCACGACAGUGAGCACCGGGUCAUCAGGUACCGGAUUGUCUGGCUCGACAGCGGGCAUCGGGUCACUAGGCAUCAGGUCAUUUGGCUCGACAGCGGGCACCGGAUCAGGUACCGGAUCAUCUGGAUCAACAGCGGGCAUCGAGUCAACUGGCCU
Molecule: messenger RNA, 615 nt
Organism: Staurois parvus
Lineage: Eukaryota; Metazoa; Chordata; Amphibia; Anura; Ranidae
Source: the annotation of a GenBank genome assembly